This is a messenger RNA of Meriones unguiculatus (Mongolian gerbil), 5714 nucleotides long. It is a transcript of the gene Syt7, whose product is annotated as synaptotagmin 7. The record is from RefSeq and is a predicted model, not a curated record. NCBI's taxonomy places the organism in Eukaryota, Metazoa, Chordata, Mammalia, Rodentia, Muridae. Gene Ontology annotation, cellular component: synaptic vesicle; membrane; axon. Bases 469 to 2532 code for a protein of 687 amino acids. Gene Ontology annotation, molecular function: phosphatidylserine binding; calcium ion binding; clathrin binding. Gene Ontology annotation, biological process: regulation of calcium ion-dependent exocytosis; vesicle fusion; calcium-ion regulated exocytosis. The transcript has 13 exons.
GGCAGCGGCCGUGGCGCUCAGCGGCGGGCGGGCGGCGCCGGCGGUGCCCCGGGCGCGCACACACACAUACACACACACAUACACACACACACACACAUACACACACACACACACUCACGCACGCACGCACACACACACACACAUACACACACAUACACACCACACACACACCGCCUCGUACACACUCACACACGCUCCGGCGCGCACACGCGGCGCGCAGGCCAGAGGGAGGAGGCUCCGCGCGGCUCGGCGGCGGCGGCGGCGGCGGCAGCGUGCUCCGCGGGCGGCCGGGAGGGCUGGCGGGCGGCCCCCGCUCCCCGGCUCCGCGGCUCCGUGCAGCCCGCGCGGCCCCCGCCCUCGGACCCGCCCCCGGGGGUCGCCCGGCCCCAUGCCCUGCAGCGGCGGCAGAGCAGCGCGCGGCCGCUGGCGGCUCUGAGGAGCCCGGAGGGAGCCGGCGACGAGGGGACCAUGUACCGGGACCCGGAGGCGGCCAGCCCAGGGGCGCCCACCCGCGAUGUCUUGCUGGUCUCUGCAAUCAUCACCGUCAGCCUUAGCGUCACUAUCGUCCUCUGCGGCCUGUGCCACUGGUGUCAGCGCAAACUGGGCAAGCGCUACAAGAACUCCUUGGAGACGGUGGGCACGCCAGACUCUGGGCGUGGGCGCGGUGAGAAGAAAGCCAUCAACGACCUAGACAGAGACUUUUGGAAUAACAAUGAAAGCACAGUGCAGCAGAAAUGGAGUUCCUAUCCUCCCAAGGAGUUUAUUCUAAACAUUUCACCCUACGCCCCUUAUGGCGACCCUCGACUGUCCCUCAAUGGCACCCUCCUGUCAGGCGCCAAAGUGGCCACUGCAGCGGCGGGGCUGGCGGUGGAGCGGGAAGGCCGGCUGGGGGAGAAGCCGGCGCCGGUGCCACCACCCGGAGAGGACGCCUUGAGAAGCGGCGGGGCUGCCCCCAGCGAGCCGGGCAGCAGUGGCAAGGCGGGGAGAGGCCGUUGGCGGAUGGUGCAGAGCCACCUGGCCGCAGGGAAGCUCAACUUGUCCAAUUUCGAGGACUCCACCCUGUCCACGGCCACUACCCUUGAGUCUAUCCCCAGCUCCGCGGGAGAGCCGAAAUGCCAGCGACCCCGCACACUGAUGCGGCAGCAGAGCCUUCAGCAGCCGCUGAGCCAGAGCCAGAGGGGCCGGCAGCCCAGCCAGCCCACCACCAGCCAGAGCCUGGGCCAGCUGCAGGCCCACGCGGCCUCAGCACCGGGCUCCAACCCCCGGGCCUAUGGUCGGGGUCAGGCUCGGCAGGGCACUUCAGCCGGCUCCAAGUACCGGGCAGCUGGGGGCCGCAGCCGCUCCAACCCAGGCAGCUGGGACCACGUGGUGGGGCAGAUUCGAAACCGAGGCUUGGACAUGAAAUCCUUCCUGGAAGGCCGGAUGGUGGUGCUAUCCCUGGUAUUAGGGCUUUCGGAACAGGAUGACUUUGCCAAUAUCCCUGACCUGCAAAACCCAGGAACCCAGCAGAACCAGAACGCUCAGGGGGACAAGAGGUUGCCUGCAGGAGGGAAGGCUGUGAAUACAGCCCCAGUGCCAGGCCAGACGCCACACGAUGAGUCUGACCGCAGAACGGAGCCCCGUUCCUCUGUCUCGGACCUCGUCAACUCCCUCACCAGCGAGAUGCUCAUGCUCUCCCCAGGCUCCGAGGAGGACGAGGCCCAUGAGGGCUGCAGCCGAGAGAACCUGGGCCGCAUCCAGUUCAGCGUUGGCUACAACUUCCAGGAGUCCACGCUCACCGUGAAGGUCAUGAAGGCCCAGGAGCUUCCAGCCAAGGACUUCAGUGGUACCAGUGACCCGUUCGUCAAGAUCUACCUGCUACCCGACAAGAAGCACAAACUCGAGACCAAGGUGAAGCGGAAGAAUCUGAACCCACACUGGAACGAGACCUUUCUGUUUGAAGGGUUUCCCUACGAGAAAGUGGUGCAGAGGGUCCUCUACCUCCAGGUCCUGGACUAUGACCGUUUCAGCCGCAAUGAUCCCAUUGGGGAAGUGUCAAUCCCUCUCAAUAAGGUGGACCUGACUCAGAUGCAGACCUUCUGGAAGGAUCUGAAGCCAUGCAGCGAUGGGAGUGGGAGCCGAGGGGAGCUGCUCUUGUCUCUCUGCUAUAACCCCUCUGCCAACUCCAUCAUCGUGAACAUCAUCAAAGCUCGCAACCUCAAAGCCAUGGACAUUGGGGGCACAUCAGACCCCUAUGUGAAGGUGUGGCUGAUGUAUAAAGACAAGCGGGUAGAGAAAAAGAAGACAGUGACGAAGAAGAGGAACCUGAACCCCAUCUUCAACGAGUCUUUUGCCUUUGACAUCCCCACGGAGAAGCUGAGGGAGACCACCAUCAUCAUCACUGUCAUGGACAAAGACAAGCUCAGCCGCAAUGAUGUCAUUGGCAAGAUCUACCUGUCCUGGAAGAGCGGACCAGGUGAAGUAAAACACUGGAAGGACAUGAUCGCUCGUCCCCGGCAGCCUGUGGCCCAGUGGCACCAGCUGAAAGCCUGAGUGGGGCCAAGGGAGGCCUUAAGGGCCAAGGCCUGGGUCCCCAUCAUGUCCCUACCACUUUAUGCACAAUGCACAGCCCGGCCCCCCUGCCAUGGGUGAGGGGAGAACCCUGAGGGCUCAGCCAGGAAGGGGUACCAGAACUCUACUGGGCCCCAUUUCUAGGAAGUACCAGCCCCACCCCCAUGAGUCCAACUUGGGAGUGAGGGCUCUGGGAGACAUUUCCCUGCUUUGCCUCUUUCUUUCUUGAUUUGCUGAUACUAAAGAAGUGGGGGAAGCUCAAGAGCCAGAUGGGCAGAUGGGCAGAUCCCUCCAGAGGCCCGCCAGGUGGGCAUAGCCCUCCGUUUUCUUUAAGGCAGUGCCUGGAGUGGAGAGAAGCCACCCCUUUCUAGCCCUCCUUUUUGGGGCCCAGGAGAGGAAGGCUGAGGCGUUUGGCCUCAGCCUGGUCAUCAGGCCCACCCCCAGCUUCAGGUGCCGGCUGGGCCCUGGACGCCAAGGAUAGUAUAUAGCCUGUGCUCCAGGGUCCUGGAGACGUGGCCCUGUGUAUUUGUGUUGUGUCUACUGUGUGCGUGCGUGUGUGUGUGUGUGUGUGUGUGUGUGUGUGUGUGUGUGUGUACGUGUACCCAUGCGUGUGCACACGUGCAUGUGUAAGCUCAUGUGCACAUGUGUGUAAGGGGGUGCUCACUCCCUCUCCCCUGGGGCUGGCAGCGCUGACUGGCUGUGGAGAGUAGCAGAGUUUCAUGAGGAUGAAGUGGGACUGGGUCAGGUAGAGGUCAAGGUCACAGGGAAGGUAGGAGAGGAAAGGUAUGGAUAGCUGACUAGAAGGAGUGGGGGCCAAGGCAGAUGCUUCAGCUGCCUCCUGGCACCCACUUUGCCUGUCUCUGUAGCCCCCACCCUCCUAAUUCCCCAGUAGCAAUUUCCCGUUACAAUGUUAUUUCUUGGGCCUGGGCUUACACUCUGUAGGUACCUAUUCACUCACCGUGUGCAUGGCCUUCCACUCCCAUCCUUCUCAGGCAUCCCUAACCCCUUACCCAGGGACUCUCACCUUCCCAGAUCUCAUAUUCCAGCCAAGUUGGCAUCUGCUCCACGCUCUCUGGCUUGGAUACAGCCCCUUGUCCCCACUCCUCACCCCAACACCUCCAUCCCUUUAUUUGCAUAAUCUGAUCUUUCCCAGGCUGUCUUGGUACAACCCCCUACCCUUCCUGAUCCCCCCUCCAAAGUAGUAGCUCUUUCUGCCCCUCCCACCCACCAUGCAAGCAGAGGAAACAGGGAACAUUCCAGGAGUCUGAAGUUGCCAUACCCAAAGAAGCUGCCGUUUCUCCUCCGAGCCUCUGCUGAGACUGGAGAUGGCCUCCCCUUGGAAACAGACUCCACAGUGAUCCCUCUGAAGUCCUGUCAUCCCUCUAUGCUGUACUGAGAAAAGAGCCAGCCAGUGACAGAGCUUUAAAACCAGUUCAGACUUGAGCCCAACAUUCCCAGAACCUACCACGAGGUGGCACCAGAGCACCACAUCUGUGGUAGCAGUUGGGACCACAGUUCUACCCCUGGCUGGUAGUAAGCCUGACACCCCGGGGAAGGAAGGGGCUCUGGACUGGAUCUGCAUAUCCAGAGCCCAGUGGAAGCAUAGAUAUUUGAGCACAUUUCCCCCCAGUGGGCUUCCCCUGAAGCUCAGCUUUCUGCUCUAGGCAGCGAGAUCUCCUUUUGCCCAUAUCAAAAUGUUCUUAAAUUGAAUUUCACACCCGGUUCCCUGGGACCUCUUAUGUAGUAGGCGAAUCAUUUGUAGAGUGAAAAAUUCCAUUGUAAAAAAAAAAAAAAAGUUACCCAUGUUACUUGUAAAGCUAAAUGUUUCCCUACUGCAGCUUUUGCUUUAAGUGGGAUCUGCUCCAACUGCCUUGCCCAGCUGGGUGUAGCCCCCAGAAAGGGACCCCAGAGGCUGUGUGGAAAUAGAAGAGGGUACUAUCAAGAGUCUAGAAAUUUGAGAGCAAUUGCUCCCAUCCUUCCCUCCAUCUGCCUCGGUCUCCUGAGCACUCCCACAGAACCAUCUGAGGGACCCAAGCAACUUGCACCAGUAAGAAUGGCAGCAGAUUUAUGCGAGGCUCGCACCUCUUAGCCAGUCAGCUCAGAGAGCAUCCCACACACACAGCUAUUCCCCCUCAGACCCUACCUAGGUCUGACCCAACCUGGAAUUCCCCUACAUGUAGCUGGAGUGAGGGAUACCAGCAAGAGGCUCCAAAUGCUGAGCAAAGAGCAGAGUGGAUUUGCACAAGAAGCAGCUGGCUGAUAGGAAUCUGAGCAUAAGAAAGUUAGGGUAAUGGCGGGGGUGGGGGGGUGGGAGGGAACAGAGAAACGGAGGAACUUGAGGGUGGGGAGGACACCAGAGCUCUGCCACCACCAUCCUAGGAUCUUGGGCAAGUCACCCACACUCCCUGGGCCUCAGUUUCUCCAUCUGUAAAAUGAUGGUAAUAAUACUUCACCUACCUCAUGGGGGAGGUUGUGAGGCCACCAUCACCUGACCUAGGGGAUCAAGGCAGGAGGGCUCUGAAGGUGCCACCCAGAGCAAAGUUGUCACUGAUGCCUGAAAGCAAAGCCCACCUGCCCAUCCACCCUGCCCCACAGAGCCUCUAGGGACCACCAGAGCCGAUCUGUCUCUUCACUGUGUCCCGAGCCCCUUAAUGGGCAUCAUCUGACAUCUUGUGGGCACCCUAGACUUAGCUGUUGUGUUGUUUAGGUAUCCUUGUGACCAUCACCCAUGUAACUGCUAUACAAAUUCCACCUGCCCGAGCAUACCCCUCCACCUGCCCUCCGGCACCAGAGGCCAGGGAAGGGACAAAGGAAAACAGCCACAAAAGAAAAAAUAAUAAUAAUAAUAAUAGCCAAGGGAUUCCCAGCUCAGCUGGGGGCCCCAGGGGUGGGAAUUGGUGGCGCUGUUUGUAUUGUGUUUGAGUCCUUGAGCGCAAGUGUUUUAUAAAAAAUAAAACAAAAAUCGACUAUCACAAAAAAAGAAAAAAAAAUACAGCAAAGAGAAAUGAAGAAAAAAAGGAAAAAAGAACCAUACAAAAAUUUCCACCAUAUGCACCCUCUAAGCCAGCAAAAUUUUCCUCUUUGCAAAACCAUAUUUUUGUGGGAAUGGGCCCUGCUUUUUGCGGCAAGGCCUGUUCUGAUUAAUAAAGGAUCGUGAAAAAGUA